Messenger RNA from Cadophora gregata, 1368 nucleotides. RefSeq lists its product as uncharacterized. The record is from RefSeq and is a predicted model, not a curated record. Bases 745 to 1368 code for a protein of 207 amino acids. The transcript is spliced from 2 exons. NCBI's taxonomy places the organism in Eukaryota, Fungi, Ascomycota, Leotiomycetes, Helotiales, Ploettnerulaceae.
CUGCCUGGUGCUUUUAAUUUGGUUACUUUGCUCCACCUAUCUUCUUCAAGCCGCAUUCAUUCUUGCCAGAAAGUAUUGACUUCAAACUGUGCAGACACUACCCAUACCACAGCCAAUUUGACUGCAUACAAAUCCGAACCGGCUAAGUACUUCGCCUUCCAACUACAUUUCACUCUUCCUGCUUCUGCAACAUCAACGGACAAUUUCCAAUUGCCGCAAUCUGUUUUCUUCCUCCCCUCCAGUACUUCAGAAUUCAUUGGUACUGCUUUUUUCCAUCGAGUCAUCGGCUGUUGAUAAGCGGCCUAGCCUCUCUGUAUCGAACCUUGGCCUCCCAUAAAUUCUCCCGAACAGCUAUUCUCUUCCUUGUCCCACCACAAUCUCGAACGCCAAACACAGCCCACAAACAUAGCUAAUUUGAUCAGAAGAGCAUCAUCAGAAACCACCACACGCAACUUGAGCAAUAGUAUCUGUUCUCAUCUGAGAUCUCAAAUCUUUCUCUUGUGGCAACCCCUCCCACUUCAAAGCCUGCCGAUACCAGUCCCGACGUACAACACUUCUAUCGGGCUGCAGCACAAUUACCUCGCCACAAGCCAUUCAUCCGGCUGCAAAUCUAUCGACAUCUGCUGCAGAUUCUUAUCAAAGUCUCUCCGACUCUGGUGCUCGCAAUCGCACAGCAAAUUCGUUCCUCGAAGCCCUCAAUCAAAAUCAUCCACACGACAUACCUACCAGACACCUGUGUCCAAAAUGAACAGUCUCGCCCGCCAACAAAAGCAGGCUGCGUUUUUAGCUUCCACCCCUGCCCAGCAACAACGCACCGUUGACUGGGACUACAUUCACCGAUGCGAAAGAUGCAGCGCUUUACACAAGGUUUGCACAGGUGGCAAGCCAUGUCAUAGGUGUAAUACAGCAAGGGUGGAGUGCAUUGGCUUCCGAUCGGGACACAUGUUCCCUGAUUCCCUUUCUGAGAGUGAAGGAGAUGAUAAGUAUGGUAAUGAUGACGACGGGGAUGAUACAGGCGAUGCAGGCGAUGGAGCUGACCAAAGCGAUGGAGAUGACGGAGGAGAUGACGGCGAUGCUGGCAGCGGAGGAGAGAUUGACGAGGAGUUGGAGCAACAGACUGAAAGUGGCGAAGAAGAUGGCGAGCAAGAAGCUAAUCACAGCAUUGAGGAAGAAAAUGGAGAGACUGGCCAGAUAGACGUCGAAGAGGAAGCACCAGAGGUCGUGGACGACUAUCCGUAUGGGACAAUUGGAUGGUACCGACAUGAGCAAACAUCCUUGGCAAGGUAUAUUCGGAGUCUCUGGGACAGAAUGCCGGAAGACCAGCGACGAGAGCGGGUCAAUUCUGCAUGCUUGGAAUUCCGUCCAUGA